CUCGAUUGCACUGUGCCACUUAUAUUCAGAGCUUGACCGCUGCAUGUUUGUGAGGGAGGAGGCGGCAGUUGCUCGGUCCUGCCCAGGGUUAAGUCUGGUGUGAAUCGAGAUUUGCCUGACCACUGCAGGGCUUCACCUGGGACGCAAACCCGCAGAGUGGCUCCUGAGUCCCUUCCCAGGUGACCUGUAGGGCAGGUUCUCUGGCCUGCUCUUCCUGGGUUUCUCUGGGCGAUGAGCAACGGGUCGGAUACCGGCGAAAGAAAGGGCCACAAACGCAAACUGGCGGACGCACUCACCCCACCAGGAGGCUGCAACACGGAAGUGUCUCCUUCCGGGGAUGCUGAAUCAAUCCUCUGCCAGGUGUGCCGACUGGUGGAAAUCAUAAAGAGCUUUACCUCCAGACUACCUGAUAAUGUGGACCGGUUGACCUUGCGACGAGCCGCGCACGGGCUGGCUGAGCUUUCAAAGACAGAGGGCAAUGUGGAUCAAGUGGUGGCUGGAGGAGCUGUGGAGGCAGUGGUGCCACUUCUCACACAUUUCCCCGGGCCGGAGCAAGACCCAUUAGUAGCCAGUGGGGAGGAAGUGGAGAAGGAGGCUUGCUUCAUCUUGGGAUUGCUUGCAAUUAAGCAAGAGCAUCAGCAUGCCAUAGCAGAUCAGGAGGCAUUGCCAGGGCUGGUGGCACUCCUGAAACGGUAUGUGCCCUUCAUGGGUCCGCCCAACCCCGGGGCUUCAGUGGUGCGGCGAGCAGCGGACGCCAUCACAAACCUGGCGCAUGAGAAUGUCAGCAUCAAGAGCCGCGUGCGGACAGAGGGCGGCAUCCCUCCCCUGGUGGCUCUGCUGGAGUCCUAUGAUCCCAAGGUGCAAAGGGCAGCAGCUGGUGCUCUGCGCACUCUGGCGUUCAAGAAUGAGGACAACAAGAACCAGAUCGUGGAGUGUGGAGCGCUGCCCACUCUCAUCCACAUGCUGCGAGCCCAGGAUGCGGGGAUCCACUAUGAGGCUGUGGGCGUCAUCGGCAACCUUGUGCACUCUUCCAUUCACAUCAAGCGCACGGUGCUGGAGGAGGGGGCUCUGCAGCCAGUGAUUGGGCUGCUGUCAUCGUCUUGCACGGAGAGUCAGAGGGAGUCAGCUCUGUUGCUGGGCCAGUUUGCCACGACAGAACCGGACUACAAGGCAAAGAUAGUGCAGCGGGGGGCCGUGCCGCCCCUCAUAGAGAUGCUGGGCUCCAGCGAUGUGCAGCUCAAGGAGAUGGCCGCCUUUGCACUGGGCCGACUAGCGCAGAACUCAGACAACCAGGCCGGCGUCGUGCAGGCCGGUGGUCUGCCUCCUCUGCUGGAGCUGAUGGCCUCGCGCAACGGCAACCUGCAGCACAACGCAGCCUUUGCCCUGUACGGCCUGGCGGACAACGAGGACAACAUAGCCGCUAUAGUGCGGGAAGGCGGCGUGCAGUGCCUCCAGGACUGCGAGCUCCUUGUGCAGCCGUCGAAGGACUGCGUGCAGAAGACGCUGAAGCGGCUGGAGGACAAGAUCCAGGGCAAGGUGCUGAACCAGAUCAUGUACAGCAUGAACACGGCAGACCGCGUGAUGCAGCACCGCACCACGACCGCUCUGGCGCGCCUGGGCCGCGAGGCCGACCUCAAGACCAUCUUCAUCGACCGCAAGGGCCUCGACAUCCUCAUCUCCAUCCUCACCGACCCCACCCGCGACCCCACCACCCUCCGCGAGGCCGCAGGGGCGCUGUUUGAGCUGGCGAAGAAGGCGAACGCGACGGCCCCAAUCGACUGCGCGCCGGCGCCGCCGACACCGCAGGUGUACCUGGGGGAGCAGUACGUGAACAACGCCACGCUGUCGGACGUGACCUUCAUGGUGGAGGGCCGCAAGUUCCACGCGCACCGCAUUGCGCUGCUGGCCUCGUCGGACACCUUCCGCGCCAUGUUUGAUGGGCACUACAAGGAGAAGGAGGCCUCCACCAUCCCAAUCCCCAACAUCCGCUUCACCGUCUUUGAGUCCAUGAUGCGCUGCAUCUACACCGGCAGCGUGGAAGUGACGCCGGACAUAGCAGAGGAGCUGCUGAAGGCGGCAGACCAGUACAUGCUGGAGGGGCUCAAGCGCCUGUGCGAGGCCGCCAUCAGCACCGGCCUGUGCACCGACAACCUCGCCUCCGUGCACGACCUGUCCGAGAACUACAACGCCCCCCAGCUGGCCCGCCGAUGCGUCCUCUACUCCCUGGAGCACUACGAGGACAUGGUGGCAUCGUGCCAGCCUGGACAGUUUGCAGCGCUGCUGCACCGCAUGGUCCCAAAGCUGCGUGAGAGCCUGGUAGAGCAGCUGCUGAAGAAGGAGACUGCCUCAGUUUAAGCUCUCAGAGAGAAGGGGGGCUGUACUCCCCAGCGAGUGCUUGGCCUCAGCAUCGCCUGAAGUGCCCAUGGCCAAAUGGGCAGGCAGGCAGCAUUUGCCCCGGCAGCACCAAGUGUAGCCUCUGCAGUUGGACAGAGUGCAGGCAGUGCGGGCAGAGUUUUCAUUUGAGCAAAACGUCUUCCUGGGUGCAAUGUAAACCAGUAGCAAUUCUUGUUUCAGUGGUGCUUGUGAAGGCUUAUUGACUGCUCCAGAAUUUUUUAGUCUUAGCCAACACGAAAGUACAGCGUUUGGCAGACAGCAUGUCAGAGCUUGUCAGCUGUGCGGUCAAAGUAUCAGGCGACACAAUUAUCUUAUGAGGUGCGCAUUGCGGAUGGUAUGUGCUGGAUGUGCUGUAAGUUACUCUAUACCUGUGCUAAUUCCUGAGAGGCUGCGAAGUGUUGCCAUAAGAACUUGCUGCGUGCAGCAAUGCUCCCCUGUCUUGCCAAUUGUAUGAUAAUGAUCAUGCACUGUGUGAUGCCAUUGUAACUCUUGAUCAG
Coccomyxa subellipsoidea C-169 is the source of this 2891-nucleotide messenger RNA. RefSeq names its product armadillo/beta-catenin repeat family protein. The coding region runs from base 232 to 2355 and encodes 707 amino acids. Gene Ontology annotation, molecular function: protein binding. The transcript has 12 exons. Lineage: Eukaryota; Viridiplantae; Chlorophyta; Trebouxiophyceae; Coccomyxaceae. The record is from RefSeq and is a predicted model, not a curated record.